Molecule: messenger RNA, 1968 nt
Organism: Grosmannia clavigera kw1407
Lineage: Eukaryota; Fungi; Ascomycota; Sordariomycetes; Ophiostomatales; Ophiostomataceae
Product: acetate kinase
Exons: 3
Coding region: 1-1968 (655 amino acids)
Biological process (GO): phosphorylation; acetate metabolic process
Molecular function (GO): acetate kinase activity
Source: RefSeq, a predicted model, not a curated record
AUGGAGCUCUUCCUCGCCUUUCUCGAACCGCACCGCCUACGAUACGUGACCAGUGACAACAGCCUCGUACAUGAUGACUACGUGGAGGUGCGGUAUGAAUUCACCACCACGGAGGGUUCGCAUCGCUUCCAGGGCGACCUCCGCGCUCAGGAUCUCGUAGACCAUUUCGACAUCGAUGUUAUCUGGUCAGACCGCGAUAAUCGCACCGACUCCUUUGGCAGCGUCCGCGGUAUCGGCGCCAUCCAGCGCAUGAAGCUGUGGCGAGAUCGCUAUAGCGCUUGUCACAACUUCACAAUGUACGCCAACCGCACAGACCGCCGAUACCACGAUUACUUUGUGUCUGCCUUUGACUCCGAGAUCAAAAUCCGCGAUGAUUCCCACCGCCGCCUGCGCCUUAACGUGCGUGGCCGCCGAGGCAGUGCUCGUGAUAGCGGCAGCAGUAACAACAAGGGUGACGGUCAUUCCAGCCGUCGCUUCUCCAUGUCCUCCUUGCGGCAUCGCCCACGAGCGUCCACGUCCGGUCGCCACCACUCGUUACACGCCUCCAGCUCACGGAGCUCACGGAGCUCGCAAUCGCAUUCAGAACAAACCUCUGCCGUUUCACCAUCCUCAUCUGCCUCUUUCUUCUCACCCGGUGACACUCUCGCCAUUCGGUAUCUCGGCAUUCAGUUCAGCCGGAACGAGGAAGCGACUCUCGCCACAAUGAAAGUGGUGCUUUCCGUCAACGCGGGCUCGUCGUCCGUCAAGAUCUCUGUGUAUGUGGUUGAGGCCCCUGGAGGCACGCCGCAUGAGCUGGCCGAGGCCCAGAUCAGCGGACUGACUGCACCGCCGCCGCGGAUUGACUACCGACGUGGCGACAAGGUCGUGCACAAGAAUGCGCUUGCCGCCGACGUGGACAGCAGCACGAAGAUCAGCAGCCAGGCAGACGCCUUCAAGCUGCUGCUGAACCUCUUCGUCAACGACAAUGCACUCGCCGAGAUUGGUCACCGUGGCAGCAUCGCCCUCGUCACCCACCGCAUUGUCCACGGCGGCGACUUCUCGGAGCCGCAGAUCGUCGGCAAGGGGACGUAUGCCGCGCUGGAGAAGCUCAAUGACCUCGCACCUCUGCACAAUGCCAAGUCGCUUGAGAUCAUAAACGCCUGUCUUGACGAGCUGCCGCAUGCCAUCAACAUGGCCUGCUUCGACUCGCAGUUCCACUCCACCAUUCCCCUUCACAUUCGCACAUACCCCAUCGACCAGACCAUUGCCAAGAAGAACAUGCUUCGCAAGUAUGGCUUCCACGGGCUCAGCUAUUCGUUCAUCACGCGUGCUGUCGCCACCUUCCUCGGCAAGCCGGCCGGCGAGACCAAUCUGAUUGCCCUGCACCUGGGCAGUGGAGCUUCCGCAUGUGCCGUCCAAGGAGGCCGCAGCUGGGACACGAGCAUGGGCCUCACGCCGUUGGCCGGCCUUCCGGGCGCCACGCGCAGUGGCAGUGUCGAUCCAAGCCUCGUGUUUCACUAUGCCUCAGAUGUAGGAAGACUCGCACCAGCGUCAACGAGCCAUCUGCAUAUCACACAGGCAGAGGAGAUCCUCAACAAGGAGUCCGGAUGGAAGGCUCUCACGGGCACCACCAAUUUUGCCGAGAUUGCCGCAUCUGAUGAGCCCUCUCACAGCCUGGCUUUCAAUCUCUUCGUUGACCGCGUUUGUGGGUUUGUCGGUUCCUACUAUGUCACGCUCGGUGGCAAGGUUGAUGCCUUGGUGUUUGCGGGUGGCAUCGGUGAACGCAGCGACCGCCUGCGCGCUGCUGUGGUGAGCCAGUGCAGCUGCCUCGGCUUUUCCGUGGACCCAACAGCGAAUGUACAACGCGUGACAGGAUCUGUCACCGAUAUCACCAGUAAGGAUGCGGCGCACCGAGUGCUCGUGUGUCAGACAGACGAGCAGCUGGAGAUGGCGCGCAGUGGUGCAGAGAGUAAGGCUCUUUGGCAGUAA